AUGGCGCUUUUUCCGUUCGAAAAAUUCGUGGUUCUCAAGAGAUCGGUCGGCAGACGUGUGUGUGUUGCAGUAGACCCCGUGUUGUUGAGUGUUUUGAGUGUGUUGUGCCCGAGAGGCGAGUGAGGAACGAAAAGAGCGUGUCAUUUCAACAUUCACGGCUUCGGCCGUCUAUAUUCCACUCGUAGUUAAACUGAGAAAGUUUUCCCUCCUCUGCUCGCCUCUUGUUAGAGUUGUGGUUUUCAUUUCAAGACUGUCGAGCCCCUGCAGUCACGACAAAAGCUAUCAACAUUUCGUCCGAGUCGCAAAUCGAGCCUCACAGGUAUGGCAGAUGGAGGGGAUGAGGCUGCUGCACGAGUCAGCAGUCCAGAGCACCUGGAAGAAUACCACCGGUUGAUAGAACUUGGACUGGACACAAGAGUUGCUGGAAAGUUGGAGGAAAUUUACAAAACUGGUAAAUUGGUUCACAGCGAGUUGGAUGACCGAGCCUUAGAUGCAUUGAAAGAAUUCCCUGUGGAUGGUGCCCAAUCAGUGUUGCAGCAGUUUCUAGAAUCAAACCUAGAACAUGUUUCAAACAAGUCUGCCUUUCUCUGUGGUAUAAUGAAAACCUAUAGGCAAAAAGUCAGAGCCCUAGGCUCGGCUACUGCCAGUGCUGGACUUGGUCCAGCCAGUGGAACCGGUGCUGCAGAUACAUCUUUCGACUUGAAACCUCUAGGAAAGGGACCAGAUGAAGAGAAGAUCAAAGCCAUUUUGGACAGGACUGGCUACAAGCUGGAUGUCACAACAGGUCAGAGGAAAUAUGGAGGCCCACCACCAAAUUGGACAGAUCCACCACCUCCCAACGGUUGUGAGGUUUUUUGUGGAAAAAUUCCUCGCGAUAUUUAUGAAGAUGAGUUAAUUCCUUUAUUCGAAAAGUGUGGUACUAUUUGGGACUUGCGACUCAUGAUGGAUCCGUUAACGAAUCUGAACCGUGGAUAUGCCUUUGUCACCUUUACGACAACUGAUGCAGCUCAAGAAGCCGUCAAUCAGUUGAAUGAUUUGGAAAUGAAAGGCGGGCGACACCUGAAAAUUAACGUUAGCGUCCCCAACCUGCGCCUAUUUGUGGGCAACAUUCCCAAGUCCAAGGGCAAGAUCGAGAUCAUGGAAGAAUUCAGUAAAGUUACAGCUGGCCUAGCGGAGGUAAUCAUUUACAGUUCACCGGAUGAUCGGCGGAAAAACCGCGGGUUUUGUUUCCUCGAAUACGACUCGCACAAGUCUGCGUCGUUGGCCAAACGCCGCCUGAGCACUGGGCGCGUCAAAAUCUUUGGCUGCGACAUCAUCGUCGACUGGGCCGAUCCGCAAGAAGAACCCGACAACGAUACCAUGUCCAAGGUCAAGGUCUUGUAUGUGCGCAAUUUGACGCAGGACUUUACCGAGGAGAAAUUGAAGGAAACAUUUGAAGCGCACGGUGCGAUCCAGCGUGUCAAGAAGAUCAAGGACUAUGCCUUUGUACAUUUUGAGGAGCGCGACGACGCCGUGCGGGCCAUGGACGCGCUCAACGGGCGCACGUUGUACGGCGCCAACUUGGAAGUGUCCCUAGCCAAGCCGCCGUCGGAUCGCAAAAAGAAAGAAGAGAUACUCAAGGCCCGCGAACGGCGGCUGCUCCAGCAACAGUUUGUCCAACGCGGCGGCAGUGGCCUCGUUCCAGUCGUAUCGCCUGCCUUACGAGGCGCGCGGCCUGCCAUCCGCACCGGAGGCACCGUCCCCUCACAAGCUGCUGCUUCAGGAGCCCUCGCCUACGGCCGAGAUUUUGAAUUUGACUACGGAUACGGUGCCUAUCGAGGUCCUUAUCCCGAUCCUUAUUUCAAUGGAUAUUAUCCUUAUACCGGUGGUGACUACUAUUAUGACUAUCCAGCCCGCGGCGGUAGGGGAAGGCCAGCUCCUGGGGCACCCCGUGGUGGUCGUGGUAGAAGUGGCGGAGGUCAUCGAGGUGCUGGAAGUGGUGAUCAACGAACGUCAAGCCCCGCUGGCGGGACAAGUUCGAGAUGGAGGGCGUCUGGCGGAUCUGAAGGAGCGACGGCGAUUUACUCACGAGGAGGCGGUGGAAGUCGUGGCGGAUGGAGAGGAUCCCGCGGAGGAGCGUCUUCCGGCCGACCUCAUCCCAGGUCGGGCCAACCUAAGAAUUCUGGCCGGGAAGAAAGUGCCGCUGGAGGUGAUGGAUCGCGUCCGCUAGAUGAUUCAACGUUCUUUAUGCCGUAGGAGGAGGUGGAGUCGGAGCGAGUAGUAGCAGCGGAG
This is a messenger RNA of Daphnia carinata, 2271 nucleotides long. RefSeq names its product heterogeneous nuclear ribonucleoprotein Q-like. Gene Ontology annotation, cellular component: ribonucleoprotein complex; nucleus. The transcript has 11 exons. Gene Ontology annotation, molecular function: mRNA binding. The record is from RefSeq and is a predicted model, not a curated record. Lineage: Eukaryota; Metazoa; Arthropoda; Branchiopoda; Diplostraca; Daphniidae. The coding region runs from base 322 to 2235 and encodes 637 amino acids.